UGGCCCGCAGCCCACCCCACCCCGCACCUGCCCCCAUGCUGGAUCACCGAGCCAGGAUGGAGAGCAGUAGGAAGGAGAAGGUGGAGCAGAUCCUGUCGGAGUUCCGUCUGAAGGAGGAGGACCUGAAGAAGGUGAUGUACCGGAUGCAGAAGGAGAUGGACCGAGGGCUCAAGCUGGAGACACAUGAGGAAGCCUCUGUCAAAAUGCUGCCCACCUAUGUGCGCUCCACCCCUGAGGGCUCUGAGGUGGGAGAUUUCCUGUCACUGGACCUGGGCGGCACCAAUUUCCGUGUGAUGCUGGUGAAGGUGGGCGAGGGGGAGGAGGGGCAGUGGAAGGUGAAGACGAAGCACCAGAUGUAUUCCAUCCCGGAGGAUGCCAUGACUGGGACGGCUGAGAUGCUCUUUGACUACAUCUCCGAGUGCAUCUCUGAUUUCCUGGACAAGCACCAGAUGAAGCACAAAAAGCUGCCCCUGGGCUUCACCUUCUCCUUCCCUGUGCGGCAUGAGGACAUCGACAAGGGCAUCCUCCUGAACUGGACCAAGGGCUUCAAAGCCUCUGGCGCAGAAGGGAACAACGUGGUGGGGCUGCUGAGGGAUGCCAUCAAACGGCGAGGGGACUUCGAGAUGGACGUGGUGGCAAUGGUGAAUGACACGGUGGCCACGAUGAUCUCCUGCUACUACGAAGAUCACCGGUGCGAGGUUGGGAUGAUUGUGGGGACGGGCUGUAACGCCUGCUACAUGGAGGAGAUGCACAACGUGGAGCUGGUGGAGGGCGAUGAGGGGCGGAUGUGCGUGAACACGGAGUGGGGGGCCUUUGGUGCCUCCGGGGAGCUGGAUGAGUUCCUCCUGGAGUACGACCGCGUGGUGGACGAGACCUCACUUAACCCCGGUCAGCAACUGUACGAGAAGAUCAUUGGGGGGAAGUACAUGGGGGAGAUCGUGCGGCUGGUGCUGCUGAAGCUGGUGGAUGAGAACCUGCUCUUCAAUGGGGAGGCCUCUGAGAAGCUCAAGACUCGCGGGACCUUUGAGACCCGCUUCAUGUCCCAGAUUGAGAGUGAUUCUGAUGACCGCAAGCAGAUCUACAACAUCCUGUCGGCCUUUGAGCUGCUGCCGUCACGGACAGACUGUGAGAUCGUGCGCCAGGUGUGCGAGAGCGUGUCCACCCGGGCUGCCCAGAUGUGCUCAGCCGGGCUGGCCGGCGUCAUCAACCGCAUGCGGGAGAGCCGCAGCCAGGACACCCUCAAGAUCACAGUCGGCGUCGACGGCUCCGUCUACAAGCUCCAUCCCAGCUUCAAGGACCACUUCCACGCCACGGUGCGGCAGCUGACGCCUGGCUGUGACAUCACCUUCAUCCAGUCGGAGGAAGGCAGUGGGCGUGGGGCCGCCCUCAUCUCAGCCGUGGCCUGCAAGAUGGCCUGCAUGAUGGGGCAGUGAGCUGGACUCAGAGGGGGGAAGGCAGGGGCCGGUGGUCCUGCUCGGAGCGCUGUGGGAGCAGACACAGACGCGUCAAGGAGGCGGCUCCGGCCCCCCAAUAAACGGGGUGUGUGUGGACUUC
Molecule: messenger RNA, 1554 nt
Organism: Vidua chalybeata
Lineage: Eukaryota; Metazoa; Chordata; Aves; Passeriformes; Viduidae
Gene: GCK
Product: glucokinase
Exons: 10
Coding region: 36-1433 (465 amino acids)
Biological process (GO): glycolytic process; intracellular glucose homeostasis; glucose 6-phosphate metabolic process
Cellular component (GO): cytosol; mitochondrion
Molecular function (GO): glucokinase activity; mannokinase activity; ATP binding
Source: RefSeq, a predicted model, not a curated record